UAAGCUGUUCCUCCCAAAUAGCUACCCAGUAAAAGGAAGCCACUGAGACUCUCCCAUCAAAUACUGGGAGUUGAUGAAGUGGAUAAUUUAAGAAGAAUUAAAAUCAAAGGACCCUAUCAGGAACAACAUGUUUGUGAGCAGGGCACAGGGCGUCCUACUGCUGGCUGGCUACAUGACUUACAUGGUGAUGGGUGCCUUCGUCUUCGAGCUUCUGGAGAACGAUCACCACAAAAGAAUAGAAGAAGCAAUUUUUCACAUGAAAGAGGAAUUUUUUUCGAACUACACCGCUCUCAGCCCAGACGAGGUGGAGGUAUUCAUACAGAGACUGGUAAGAGCUGUUCACAUGGGAAUAGAUCCAGUUGGAACCCAUCCUCAUGACAAACAGAGGAGCAGCUGGGAUUUCACUAAUUCUUUCUUCUUCGUGGGCACUAUGUUAGCCACAAUAGGCUAUGGAAACCUCUGUCCCCAAACAAAAGAAGGUCAGAUCUUUUGUGUCAUUUUUGCUCUCUUUGGAAUCCCCUUCUGCCUCCUCUGCUUGAACUAUAUUGGCUUUUUAGUCUCAGGAGUCUUCGAAAGCUGUGCAGAGAAAGUGCAUGGGAAAGAAAACAAGAAUUCAGCAAGAUAUUUUAUCUUGUUCGUGGCUAUGGGAAUUAUAGUGUUUCUUAUUUUGCCAUCAUUCCUCUUUCAACGGGUGGAGGAUUGGAGUUAUUAUGAAGCUAUCUAUUUUACAUUUAUUACACUCAGCACCAUUGGUUUUGGAGACUAUCUAAUUGGGAAGAAGCAGGACAGAACCUAUUUUCCGGGCUACCGGCUGCUCUCAGCCAUUUGGAUCAUCAUUGGUCUGGCCUGGAUAGCUGUGCUGUUUGAACUGGUAUCUUCAUUCCUGGCACCUGUGGAUCCAAAACCAAGCUCACAAAAAAGCAGCAGAGGGUAAAAAUAACACCGCCCCAAAGGAGUCAGUCUGCUACAUGUCCACUGGAGAAGAAUUUAUCAUUUCAUUCAGGUGGAGACUGACAUAAAAAUCAGUUGUCCUCAAGGAUUUC
Messenger RNA from Podarcis raffonei (Aeolian wall lizard), 1043 nucleotides. Its product is annotated as potassium channel subfamily K member 16-like. Gene Ontology annotation, molecular function: potassium ion leak channel activity. Gene Ontology annotation, cellular component: membrane. The record is from RefSeq and is a predicted model, not a curated record. Bases 128 to 934 code for a protein of 268 amino acids. The transcript has 6 exons. Gene Ontology annotation, biological process: stabilization of membrane potential; potassium ion transmembrane transport. Lineage: Eukaryota; Metazoa; Chordata; Lepidosauria; Squamata; Lacertidae.